Messenger RNA from Trichoderma gamsii, 915 nucleotides. RefSeq lists its product as hypothetical. Bases 1 to 915 code for a protein of 304 amino acids. Lineage: Eukaryota; Fungi; Ascomycota; Sordariomycetes; Hypocreales; Hypocreaceae. The transcript is spliced from 3 exons. The record is from RefSeq and is a predicted model, not a curated record.
AUGAGAGCAGUAGACAGUCGGUCCGCAAAUGUGCCGCAGCUUCCGACGCGAAUCCGUCGUUGGAGAAGCUACCAGCCAGCGUCGAAUAUCGUCUUUGAAAAUGAUUUGGGUCCAGACAACACAUCGCAGACGCAAUCAGCAAGGCCAUUGAGAAAAGGCAUUGAAUUGGAAUUCGUCAAUAUUGCACAUCCUCUUGAUGCCACCACCUCGACUACCAUCUCCAACAUUCGGUCACACGCAGCACGAGAUAUUCAUGCUUCGCGUCGCGCGUCGGCCCUGCGGCUCAAGGGAGGCCAGAGGAAGAUAAGAAUGAAAGUAGAUACUGGCGGAGGCUCUCAUUUGAGUUUAGCUUCGCCAGUAAAUAUAACGAUCCCCAUACACAAUGGUUUCCUUCAUUGCUGUGCCCGGCCUAUAACAAAGCUUGAGCAAUUCCUUCUCGACUACUAUGCAACAUCAGUCAUCCCAAACGCCGGAAUGUGGUGUCCCCAUGGUGACGAGGAGCUACUGUUCCGUCAAGGCGUGACGCAGCAUUGGCUUCCCUUUAUAAUCACAGACAGUGGCUUGUUGGCCGGUAUUUUCUUAUCCUCAUGUCGUAAUCUCGCACUUCAAGGGAGCCAAGCACAAGCAGAUUAUGAUUAUCUUCAAAUCGCAAUGAUGUACAAAGGCGAGUGUAUCAGGUCUGUAAACGCGGCGAUUGCCGCGGAAAGACCAAUCGUUAGCGACGCUACAAUUGCGAAAACUCUAUUAUUAUGCGCGGAUGAAUUUAUGUGCAAAAAUCUCAAUGCUACAGUCUUGCAUUUUGAAGGUAUGAGCAAAAUGAUUAAGUUGAAGGGGGGUUUGCCAGCCCUCGGCGCUGGUGGGUUUUUGAGAAAGGCUAUUGAAUGGUGUAAUUUGGAAAAUAUCCUAAAAAAAUGA